Messenger RNA from Oikopleura dioica, 2007 nucleotides. Lineage: Eukaryota; Metazoa; Chordata; Appendicularia; Copelata; Oikopleuridae. The record is from the annotation of a GenBank genome assembly.
AUGGAGCGAGGAAUAAGAAGAGCCCUGGCGAAAGCUGCUGCUGAUGGGAAGGAUCAUCCGCUUGGAGAUUAUAAAGUAAUCCUGGACGACGUGGCUUCCUGUCGCGAGGGCUUGAAAUCCGUGAACGAGUCGCUCUCAAAAUUCUCCAAAAAUAAAUCUUCAGAUGACUCUCUUUACAGCCGCCUUGGACAGGGCUUCGACAAAGCCGACCAGCACUGUUUCAAGCAGAUGAGUCGGAUUCAGACUUUUGGCCGAAUUAUGGGAUUGAUUGGCAAGAAAAUGGAGCAAAUUGGUCAUUUGGAGCAGAGUCACCAUAUUAGGAGCAGAAAUCUUGUUCAGGAUAAACUGGAUCCAGUUUCCUCCAAAGAAAUUCCGGAGCUGGUGAAAGCUGCGUCCAAGCUGUCGACUUUCGAGGCAGAUCACAAAAUAAGCCUCGGUAAAGUGGAAAACGCCAAAGCAAGCUUGGAAAAACUGAGACGAACUGGAAAAGCGACGAGCUCGGGUUUAUUUGGAAAAACAGAAAUGACGGAAGAUGACCAUAUUGAGAAAAUCCGAAAUCUUGAAAGCGACGCGGAUGCAGCUGAGUCCAAACUUCACGACGCCACGGAAAAAGUGAAGCUUGAGUUACUGGAGUUUGAUGCGAAAACGGCGCUGGUUGGGGACUACUUUAGGAUUUUGGUGAAUAAUAUGCAUAUGUUCCACAAAGAAGCUGCGGCGGCGUUGGAAGAACUCGUCCCACAACUCGACGAUGAAUUAAAACAAUUUCAGCCGCAGUUCCGAUUACAUUCCGUUUCCGAGAAUUGUUCCGAAAAAGCGCCCAUUGCCAAGCCUCUUGAAGUGCUAGUCGAUUUGUUGUUGGGCAACGAAGGUUUGGAUGAACAAGGCAUUUUCCGCCUUCCAGGAGCGAUUUCCAAGGUCAAGCAAUUGAUCGCCGCCCUCAACGCGCCCUGCUACAACGAAGCAGAUUUAGAUGAAUUUUCUCCUUGCAAUCAGACGCUGGCGUCUGCUCUCAAGCAAUUCUUCCGCGACCUGGAAUAUCCUCUUCUUCGCAAUUUCAUGGAUUCUGGCGCAAUUCAACACGCAGAAGGAAUCCUGGAUCAGUCGGAACAAUUUGUCAUGAUUUCAGAACUGAUCUCGAAAAUGGCCACUUUUGACCGUUACAACUUGGCGUAUCUCUGCCGCUUUUGCCGGGAAAUCAUGGAGAAUCACGAGAAAAACCUUAUGACAGCUCAUGCUCUGGCAAUCUGUUGGGCUCCGACUUUGAUCGGCAGUACGACUACCUCCGGCCUAGGAACACUUUUCGUCCAGCGCUUGAUCGAACAAGCGCAGUACUUCUUCCCCGAUGAGGACUACCCGCUUCUUCGCAAUCAAAACCUCGAUUUCGGUUUCUCCGAGCGCGCUGCUUUCCUCCAAACUCAGAAGCAAAAGAAGGAAAACGUCAAAAAUUCCGACUAUGGCUUCCUCCCCCCGACGAGAAGUGAUCCAAGCCCAACAAAAGCUAGAAAGAAGGCAGCACCAACUCCGCCAAAUGGAAUUUCGCUGCAUUCCACGCCUCUGAAUUCCUCUUCAACGCCCGGAAAAGUACAAAUUUUACAUUCUUCAACUCCGAAUUUAUCCGCCCGUCCCAGAACCAAGCCCCCAGAAUUCAUCGGCACUGCAAGCCACGUCGCUCAGCCCGUCCCAUCCCAACGCCGUCCCAUUAAAUCGCCCAGUGCCACAACCGAUUAUACAGGAUUCGGUCUCAUGGAAGAAGAUCCUGUCCAGUCCUCCUCCGAGCCCGCGGAAUCAUCCCGGGUGGGGGAUACCAGCCUCGCCGAUGAAAUAACGAGCCAACUCGACAACAUGUUCCGCGGCUCUUCGGAAAACAAGCCUAAACCGAUUCGUCCGCCUAAGCCGUCGUCGAUAAAAGAGUUUGAAAAUCAGCCGAAAAGACCAGAAGGUGCACCUCCACCAACUCCGAAGCCGCGGCAUCUAUCUUCUGAAAGCGGGGAAUAUACGCAGCUUUAA